AAAACAUUUCGCACUUAUGUUUGAAGGUAACUCCAGGUAUAGUUUUAGCUUUUAGAGUUUUAUAGAAUCAGGCUAUUGUCUAUUCCAAUUCAUAAUUUAUAAACAAAAUUUAAUAAAAUUCAUUCGCUACUUUUAAUGUAAGUCAAUAUACAAACACACACAUACUCACGAACCUUUCAAAGUAGAAAAAUAUUAAAAUAACAUCAGACUUCAAGCAUUUAGGUAUUUUUGAUUAUAAGUGAAUAUGUAGAGUGCCUUAUUUAUAUUAAAUUAAGAUAUUUGGUUGUUUUUCUUAUUUGGAUGAGUGUUAUACAGCAAUAUUAAUUGAACAACACAACAGAUGUACAAAAUUUAUUAUUAUUAAUAUAUACUCUUAAUUUUUGAUAAAAUUAUUGAAAUAUUAGUCAAUACUUAAUGGUUAUUUCAAUCUUUAAUAUAAGCAUAUUAGAUAUUCAUAACAUUUUAGAUGCGGAUGGAAUCUCGUAGCACAAGUGUAGUGGUUCUGUAAAUCUUUUCUUUAAAUAAUACAUUUUAAUACGCUACUGCAUUUCAUUUAUAGAUUUCUUAUUUUCAUAUUAGUGAGGAAUAAUUUAAUUUGAGGUUUUGUACUCUGGUUAUAUCAAUGACACAUGGCGUUAGCAUGUCAAAUGUCAAUGUCCAAUGACAACAAAGAGAGAAAUAUGCAAAUUAUUAAGAGUAACUUCAAGUGACAGCUUCAAUACUAAAUAUACCCGUGUCUUUAUAUAUGUUAUUUUUAUUAAAAUGCAACAUGUGAUUGUAUUUUAAUAAUGUAAUACCAUAAAUGCUCAUUCAGUUGGAGUGUGUGUUCUUAGAAUUGAGAAACUAUGGAUAGUCCUAUGAAUCGCUACGAACAACAGCUGUAUAGUGUGUUCAAAACCUUCGACAUAGAUAACGAGGAAGCCUUAAAAAGGUCAGCAGUACUUCAGCUCUGUGACUCUUUACAGCUUGAAGAUCGCGGCGCGGCGCUCGUGGACACUCUCUUUGACCGACAGAGCGACCGUAUCACAUUUUCACAAUUCCGCAACGGGUUGCUCUCCGUCCUAGAUAAAGAUCCCAUAAGACGCCAAGAGAACUGCUCGAGUAAGGAGAGUGUCGUCCCCAAGACCCCGAGCCCGGCCCAGAGCGACGACGACUCAAGAGAGGUGGGUGCUAAAUUCGCUUUCGGUUCGGAGAGGUACGGGAGACGAUCACGGCCUCAUCGCGUCACCGCGGAAGACACACCGCGUCCUCGGGUGGCGUCGGAAUCUCGUCUCGACAGUGUGCGGGCGAGGCGACGUAUGAGGUGCAAGAGGAGCUCGUCUGCGAUGGAGAGUCGCGAGGACGACGUGACUGGUCUGGAACUAGACCACGAGCAACGCGUCGACCGAGAUCGAGCUCUCGCCCUGUGCCGGGGACUCGACAUGCAUGGAGUCGACCGGUUUCUAGUCGACCGCGUCUUUGCAGCCUCCGAUGAGAAUGAGGUGACGGUGGGCGAGUUCUUCGAUCGACUGAACGCCUCGCUUACGACUUCCAUUGAAACGUCUCUAGAUGGAGGUAUUGUGGAAGGUGAUUCUAAAUCAGAUUCUGACAUUGUCUCGAGUGAUACAGUCGUAGAGACCUGGAAACGAGCUGGUGUCCGAAAACCGAUGGGGUUAUUAUUAGAGCUAGGUUUCGGAGAAGCCGCAUUACGGUUGCAGUCUCUCGAACACGUGCUCGACGAUGAGUUACGAGCAAACUCCUCGCAAACGGACUCACGUUUGCCGCUAGCCGCAUAUUCACUAUCACGUAUACGUCUAGAAUCUGUCGGGCGACUCUUGGAAGUCGCUCGUGGUGAACGGGACAAACUCCGUGAAGACCUCGGUGAAGCAAACCGACGUGCCAGGCUGCUAGCACAGGACGUGGACGAGAAUCACGAUCGCAUCGAAGCCGAGCUGAAGUCGAGGCUGCGUCAAAUGGAGGCCCGACACGCCGAGGCCGUUCGCGUUGCGGCCGCCGAAGCCGGGGUCGAGAGGGAGCGAGCCGCUGUAGCGAGAGUCGCUCUAGAGGAGGAAGCAGCGCGUCGGGCGGAUACAGAGAUUCGUCUUCGGGACGAAAUAACUUCACUUCAAGAACGCAUCGAAGAAUAUCAGGAGCGUGCUGCGGCUGCAGAGGCUCGGUGUGAACACGCGGAGCGCGAGCAGAGUAGGCUGCAAGAGGAAUUGCGGCGGGCCGAGGAGCGUGACGCAGAGAGGGCGUCGCGGGAGGAAAUCGCUAGGGACGAGCUCGAGACUCGCUUAAGAGAAUCGAGGGAGGAGCGAGCUCGCCUGAGGGACCGCUGCGACGAGCUCGGCGCAGCGCUCGAGGUGGCGGGGGCCACGAGGUUGGCGAGGGAAGGAGCCGCGCGCUGCUGGCGGGACGAGGUGGAUGCGCAGGCGCCGGACUCGUUGCCUGAUGUGUGUGACCUCUCGCUGCAAUCUUUUGAUAAGAAAGAUGCCCAGGAAAUAAUAGAGAAGUUGAUGACGUUUCUGACUAAUAUACGAGAAAUAUCAGUUGGAGACGGGAACAGCUGCGCCUCGUGCGACCAUAUUGCGAAAACCGCUGCGACUUUCCGGGAAGCGUUAAGAAGCUCAAGAUAUGAAGGCGCAGACACGAUAGGACAUAAUCACGUGACGGAGAGGGACGACGAAGGGGCCCAGACUGACCUCGAGAGCGUCCAGGAGGUGGAGGCUCUGAAGAAGACACUCGCGGACCUCGAGCACGAUCAUCGCGUGGAAAAAGAUAGUCUAACGAACGUCGUAAAGGAACUGGAGACAAGUUUAGAGCAAAUGAAAACGGAAUACGAAAAAUGCGAGGAAUACUGGAGUGACAAGUUGGAGGAGGAACGGGAGGCAUUCGCGGAGGAGCAGCGCGCCGGGGAUGAGAGGCUGGCGGACCUCGCGGCGCGCAUCGCGGACUACGAGAGACAGUUCGCGCCCGCGCCGCUACCCACCAUCGACGAAAGAGAUCAGCUCGAGCUGCAGGUCAACCAGCUGCAGGACGAGUUCGACACCUACCGCAGGACUCAUGAGGCCGAGCUCGCCGCUAAGUCGGAGGAGCUGCGCAGACUUCACCGGCGGCUGGAGGCGGCCGAAGGCGCAUCCUGCGUGUGCGGCGGUGCGGCGGCGGCUCGAUGGCGGGCGGCCGUGUGGAGGGAGGCGGGGGCGCUGCGGGCUCGUGCUGGGCGGGCAGAGCGGGCGGCUCACAGGCUCCACGCGCGACUCGCGGCCGCCGACCUUUUGGUCAAGGACCUCUACCUCGAGAACUGCCGCCUGGCGCACGGACCGCGCCUGCCCUGACGCGCGGCCUCACUGGUCGCCUGGAGGUUGUAGGCUGUGUGUGUGAGUUUUGUGAUCUCGGUCUAUGAAAAAAUUGAGACAAUUUUAUAUGAGUCGAUAUCCAGUGACACACAGAGCACACAAAAUAGACUUAAUCAUACAUGAUAUAUUAUAUUUGUUUGUAGAGUAACACAACUAUGAUGUGAUAAUGUUUUUCACUUUUACUUCCACCUUUAACAUUAACUGAUGCCUCUGUGCCUGAACUGGAUUUAAUAUUUUGUUCAUGUCUAUCAUUUUUACCAAAAUAAGAAUACAACGUUUGACAUGCAAACUUCUCAAAGGAUCACUUUGAGGUUAAGUCCUGGAGGAGUAUGAAGUGCCUUUAAUGUGAACUACACGUGAAGCCUCAUUAAAUGUAGAAUUCAAUUGUAUAUAAUAAAAUUUGAUAUCAAUGUUACGUUCACGGAUGAAGCAACAUAAUACUCCAUUUUAAAUUUUUCUCUGCUUAUUUUUACUGCAUCUGUUCCUGCGCACGUCAUCUGUCUGAUCUGAUCGUGUUAUAUGUAUAGCCAAUUGGAUUUAGAUGUGUCAUUGUAAGAGAAGUCUCCAACAGCCUCAGUGGUUCAAUAAUAUACACUGAUAGUAAGUAAGUAGUAUUCCUGUACUGACAUUGUGAUUUCAAUUGUUGCUAAUGUCUUAUACCCCUCAUGACCAAUCGUUGCAUAAGUCAGUAGUAAGAAGUUGUAUAAAAUGUAAAUCCUAACAGUAUCAGGAUGACCUCAUCUCAUAUCAAUGUGUUGUGGCUAGUGUUGGAGGUCAUUGACUCCCACAGAUUUAUUUAAAUGUCAGAUGUUUGUAUAUUUGCAUCUCGGCCGAUGCCUGUUAUGGGUGUCACUGUUAGUGAAGCAUCCUCACUGGCGGAUGUCUGCUUUUUUAUAUAAUAUUAUAUGUAUAGUAUCACAUGCAGUGCCUUAAUGUUAUGGAUUUCUAAGAGAAUUCUAAAUGUUCCUCACAUUUAUUUUUUAAUGUUUCUGACUUAGAUUAUUUAAAUAGUAUAUUUACUAAGGCCAGAGAAAAAAAUUAAAGAAAUAACGUGUGAACAGGUGUGAUGGGUGUAGUCUGUUCCUAAAACAAACAACCUCGGAAUGACCAGAGUCCAGAGGUGCCGCUGGGAUUUUAUGUGAAUGUAAACGUACGUUGUGAAUUAUAUUAUUAAAAGCCGAAAGUUCAGAUUCAUGUACCUAUAUUGUAUUCGUCACAUAACUUUAUAUACAAACAUGUCGUCGCACCGUUGGCUACGUUCCAGCUGACGAUUCUCAUUCAGACAUUUUUUGGGACUCGGUUAAAGUUAACAAUAGUAUAUUGUUUGUGAUAACUGCAUAGAUGUUAACCUUCAGGUUACACCGGACAUGUCCUUGGUUCUAGUUCCUUCUAGUUAUUUUGAAAUACUCAUUGAUAUCCGGAUGCGUCUACACCACACACUUCACACGAGACGCUACACUCUACUGUGUACUAUCUGAUCGAUUCCAAUUACUGCUGGUAGUUGGUGAAGUCGUCUUCAGAUAUAUUUCAGAAUAAAACUUUAGAUUUAAGUGGCGAGGUUGACAACACGAAUUACAAAAUGACAGACAAAUUAUGAGUGAUGAAUGAGUGAUUAUAAAAAUAAUAAUUUAAUAAAAUGUUGAUCAUCGA
Messenger RNA from Danaus plexippus (monarch butterfly), 4985 nucleotides. It is a transcript of the gene Bsg25D, whose product is annotated as blastoderm-specific protein 25D. NCBI's taxonomy places the organism in Eukaryota, Metazoa, Arthropoda, Insecta, Lepidoptera, Nymphalidae. Bases 846 to 3314 code for a protein of 822 amino acids. Gene Ontology annotation, biological process: microtubule anchoring at centrosome. The transcript has 5 exons. Gene Ontology annotation, cellular component: centrosome. The record is from RefSeq and is a predicted model, not a curated record.